UCCCCAUUGUCACUCCCACACAUUCCUCUAGUCCAAUCACUGAAUUUUAAUUCUAUUGAGAAUUACUAAUAUGAUAUUAAUAUUUGAGAAUAAAUUGAAAAAACAAUUGAAUUAAUAUUCCCUCUUCUCUAAAAACUAAAAGGAAACAACUCUAUUUUUUCUCUUUUGUUACUGGCCUCUGCAUCUGUAUGUGUCUCCUUUGGCAUUUUGUUUUGGCCUAUGGUUUUUUUUGGCUCUUUUCUCUUUCUUUCUCUCUGUGUUGCUUUUAAUUUUCAUUAAAGAUCUCAUCUUAACUUGUUUUUUGUGUGUUGAAGAGGAUAAUGGUAGUAGUAGAAUCACAGAGGAGAAGGGACUAACAUAGUGAGGCUACUAACCAACAACAAAUCCACAUGGAGUUUGUGGGGAUCAACUAAAAGUUGAGAAAUCAUACAUGGGCAUUCCCAGAUCUCUAGGAUCUUACAAGCCCUGGUUUUGAAUGGUAUUGCUUGUUUCUCGAGAAAAUUCUCUUCUUUUUCAGCUGAUAGUUCAGCUCAUUUUGAUUCCCAUAUUCUGUGUGCCUCAGCUGGGUGCUCUUUAUGAUAUUGAAUUUUGGUUCCAUUUGAACAUCUUUAUCUGGUUUCUGCAAGUGAGAGGGCAAAACGGGUACAAUAUUCUUGUUAUCGAAAUGGUGGUGGCUUUUUGCUUUAUGCGGCUUUGAUUCUGGAGGGAGCUUUUUAUUUGGAUAAGGUAGUUUAAAGUUCAUGGCUUCCAGAAUGUGGCUUGUGGGCUUGACGGAUAUGGCGAUUAUGAUCAAAGGAUAGUUGUUGUUCAAAGAGAGUAAAGUUAGUGCAGUGUGAGAAGAAAACAUGGCAGAGAGGAUUUUCUGGCUGUGGGGAAUAGGGUUUCUGAUUUCGGCAUUGUUGGAGAUUUCUUCUGCUACUCUUUCUCCCACUGGUAUAAACUAUGAAGUGGUUGCUUUGGUGAGUAUAAAAACUGCUUUACAUGAUCCGUACAAUGUUCUGGAGAGUUGGGAUAUCAACUCUGUUGAUCCUUGUAGCUGGAGAAUGGUUACUUGCUCUCCUGACGGAUAUGUUUCUGCCUUGGGACUUCCAAGUCAGAGUUUGUCCGGGAGCUUAUCGCCUUGGAUUGGGAACCUUAGUAACUUGCAAUCAGUGUUGUUGCAGAAUAAUGCAAUUUCAGGCCGUAUACCAGCUGCAAUUGGUAAGUUGGAGAAGCUUCAAACGCUUGAUCUAUCCAACAAUACGUUCAGUGGAGAAAUACCAGCAUCUUUGGGGGACCUCAAGAACCUGAAUUACCUGCGGUUAAACAACAACAGCCUUUCUGGACCCUGCCCUGAGACACUGUCCAACAUUGAAGGUCUCACUCUUGUGGACCUUUCAUUUAACAAUUUGAGCGGUUCGUUGCCCAAAAUAUCAGCAAGAACUUUCAAAGUUAUAGGCAACCCUUUAAUAUGUGGACCAAAGGCCAGUAACAACUGCUCUGCUGUCUUUCCAGAGCCUCUUUCUCUCCCACCAGAUGGUCUAAAAGGUCAAUCUGACUCUGGAACCAAUAGCCAUCAUGUGGCUAUUGCUUUUGGUGCAAGUUUUGGAGCUGCUUUUUCCAUCAUAAUUGUUAUUGGGUUACUCGUUUGGUGGCGGUAUAGACGCAACCAGCAGAUUUUCUUUGAUGUUAAUGAACAAUAUGACCGAGAGGUAUGUUUGGGCCAUUUGAGAAGAUAUACAUUUAAGGAGCUCAGGGCUGCAACUGAUCAUUUCAAUUCAAAGAACAUUCUGGGGAGAGGUGGAUUUGGGAUAGUUUACAAGGGAUGUUUGAAUGAUGGAACGCUGGUGGCUGUCAAAAGGCUGAAGGACUAUAAUGUGGCUGGUGGUGAAAUCCAAUUCCAGACAGAAGUAGAGACAAUUAGCUUAGCUGUCCAUCGAAACCUGCUCAGGCUCUCUGGGUUCUGCACCACUGAGAAUGAAAGGCUUCUUGUUUACCCCUAUAUGCCAAAUGGAAGUGUAGCAUCUGGAUUAAGAGACCACAUUCAUGGCCGGCCAGCUUUGGACUGGGCAAGGCGAAAGAAGAUAGCUUUAGGUACAGCAAGAGGGCUGCUUUAUUUGCAUGAGCAGUGUGACCCCAAAAUUAUUCAUCGUGAUGUCAAAGCGGCCAACAUUUUGUUGGACGAAGACUUUGAGGCAGUUGUUGGUGAUUUUGGGUUGGCCAAGCUUUUGGAUCACAGAGAUUCCCAUGUGACCACAGCUGUGCGUGGCACUGUUGGCCACAUUGCUCCAGAGUACUUAUCAACAGGUCAGUCAUCGGAGAAGACUGAUGUGUUCGGGUUUGGGAUAUUGCUUCUUGAGCUUAUCACUGGUCAGAAGGCUUUGGAUUUUGGAAGAGCAGCUAACCAGAAAGGUGUCAUGCUUGAUUGGGUGAAGAAGCUUCAUCAAGAGGGCAAGUUAAAUCUACUAGUGGACAAGGAUCUGAGGGGAAAUUUUGACAGGAUUGAAUUGGAAGAAAUGGUUCAGGUAGCUCUUUUAUGUACUCAGUUUAAUCCUUCUCAUCGCCCGAAGAUGUCUGAAGUACUGAAAAUGUUAGAAGGUGAUGGUUUAGCUGAGAAAUGGGAAGCAUCACAAAAGAUUGAAACGCCAAGGUUGAGAUCAUGUGAAAAUCAUCCUCAAAGAUACUCAGAUUUUAUAGAAGAAUCUUCACUUGUGAUUGAAGCAAUGGAGCUUUCUGGCCCUCGGUGACGAAUCCUUCCACACUUGCUCUUACACUAUCUUAUGUUUAUGAAAAGCAAAGCUCUGAAAAUUAGGAAGAUAUGCCAAUGGUGUUGAUAUAAUAUCUGUUGAAUGCAUGUAUUCAUCUGUAAAAAAAAUGAAAAGGAAAGUCAUGUAUAAGCAUAUUGUUCUUUGUUGGAAAAACCAGUUGAGUUGA
Manihot esculenta (cassava) is the source of this 2913-nucleotide messenger RNA. Its product is annotated as protein NSP-INTERACTING KINASE 3. Bases 846 to 2726 code for a protein of 626 amino acids. The transcript is spliced from 11 exons. Gene Ontology annotation, molecular function: ATP binding; protein kinase activity; protein binding. NCBI's taxonomy places the organism in Eukaryota, Viridiplantae, Streptophyta, Magnoliopsida, Malpighiales, Euphorbiaceae. Gene Ontology annotation, biological process: protein phosphorylation. The record is from RefSeq and is a predicted model, not a curated record.